Molecule: messenger RNA, 2218 nt
Organism: Carica papaya (papaya)
Lineage: Eukaryota; Viridiplantae; Streptophyta; Magnoliopsida; Brassicales; Caricaceae
Product: Transducin/WD40 repeat-like superfamily protein
Biological process (GO): ribosome biogenesis
Molecular function (GO): protein binding
Source: RefSeq, a predicted model, not a curated record
AUAUAUUUUGAAAUGCACUUGGGAUAUCUUUAAUGAGCAUAAAUUAAGCAAUUUAACUUUGUUUUAAGCUGGAUAAGUCGUGUAAUUGUUUUCUCUAGAUUGAUUCAAACUUGACCAUGGUAUUAUUUUUUUGAUGGAUCACAUGCUAGGAAGAGCAUAUGCCAAUCUUAUUUUGAGGCCAAUAUGCUCAAUCAUCAAUUUGGUAUAUUUUUGCACCUUCUCUCUGUAUUAAUUUCCUUUGGUGUCUUCAACAAUCCAGUUCCACAUAAUGCAUUAGAGUGGCCAGCUUGUACGUGUGUUUCUGAAUUUGUGAUCUUUUCACCGAGCAACUUUCAAGUCUUGUUGGACAGUCUUCAUAGUAGAAAGUCAAUGAAUGUGCUUCUCACUCCUUUGGCCACUGCAUUGGUUAUUUGGAAAACAAAGGAGUAGAAGAAUUUUUUUGGGCAUUUGCUCUGCUUUGAUAGAAUGAGAGAUCACUGGUCCCUGACCUUAUUGUUUUUGUUCAUCCUCUCCUUGAUUGAGACAUUCUUGGGAUGCUGUUAAGUUUGCUUUUUGUACAUGGGUUGUGUGAUCUUGGUGCCUUGUAUACAGUACUUCCUUUCUAUUGGCAAAAAAAUGGAAGUUGCAAGUCUUACUCUUUAUGACUGUUCUGCUUAUUUCUUAGUUGGGUCUAUUUGUUGUCUCCUGAAUUAGUUGCAUAAUUUUUUCCUGCUAGCUUUAUAUAGAAAAAUUGUUUUAAUCCUUCCCUUAAGAAUAUAUGCCCUAAACUGUCUCUAGUUAUUGAAGCACUCUGGCUGUCUUUGCUGUUGGAAUUUCUAUAAUGAAGUGGAUUUUUUUGUUUAACUUUGUAAUUUCUCGUAUCAUAUGUUGCAAGUAUUGGUACGCCAUUGCUGCAAGCUAUAGAUGUGAAAAUAAUAUCUUAACCUCCACAAAUGUACCUCAUCGGGCAUCUGCUAUUAUGGGAGUUCAGUUCAUUUUGACUGGUUGCUAUGAUGGCUUUGGAAGGAUUUGGAAGUCUGCUGGUUUGUGUGCGCAUAUACUUGAAGGGCACAGUGAUGCUGUUUGUUCUGUUAGUAUUGUCAAUUCAGAAGGUACAGAUGUUACUAUAGCUACUGCUUCAAAAGAUUGGACUUUAAGGUUGUUUAAGUUUGAUGCUGAGGAGUCCGGGGAUUAUCCUACAAAGCUAAGGGCAUUUAAGAUCUUGCGUGGGCAUAAGGCAUCAGUACAAAGUGUUGCAACACAGACUUCUGGGAACAUGGUUUGUUCUGGUUCUUGGGAUUGCACAAUUAAUAUAUGGCGAACAAGUGAUUCUGCUUCAGGGGGUGAUUCGGUGUCAAUCAAGAGAAGAAAAGGGAAUGAUCAGACCGAGGAAUCUCAGUUAGAGGGGGAAGCUGUGACUACUCUUGUGGGCCACACGCAGUGUGUCUCGUCUGUGGCUUGGGCACAACACAAUACAGUCUACUCUGCAUCUUGGGAUCACUCUGUUAGAAGAUGGGAUGUUGAGACUGGGAAAGAUUUGUCAGACAUAUUUUGUGGUAAAGUCCUGAAUUGUGUUGAUGUUGGAGGUGAAAGUUCUGCCCUUGUUGCUGCUGGUGGAUCUGAUCCGAUUCUUAGAGUAUGGGAUCCUCGGAAGCCAGGAACCUCUGCUCCUGUGCUUCAGUUUUCAUCCCACACUUCUUGGAUUUCUGACUGCAAGUGGCACGACAAAUCUUGGUUUCACUUACUUUCUUCAUCUUAUGAUGGGAAAGUUAUGUUAUGGGAUAUAAGAACUUUGUUGCCUUUGUCUGUCAUUGAUACGCACAAGGACAAAGUAUUAUCUGCUGACUGGUGGAAAGGUGAUAGUGUGAUCAGUGGUGGGGCAGACUCUAAGCUUUGUAUUUCUUCUGAGAUUUCUAUCCAGUGAGGUAGAUGAAAAAGUUUUGUUAGAUAUUCAAAGGGAAGAUGGAACCAACCUAAAAGGAGAAUGAAGGGGGCCUUGGCAUACAAUCUUUUUUCCUCGUCCAAGAGGGGCUGGUGAUAAAAGCUAUUCUGGUUGCAUCUGCUAAUUAAUUUCUUCAAAAUUGUAUUUUAUAAAAUAUCGUUGAAUUUCUCAAAUCCACAACUGUAGAUGGGUCGACCUUGUUAACUUGGUACCACUUGAUAGGUUUUGCACAAUUUUGUUGGGUAAGCAAAUAUUUGAUAGAUAUCAAUGCGUAUCGAUUUAACAGUUUUUCACCCA